Molecule: messenger RNA, 1116 nt
Organism: Aspergillus versicolor CBS 583.65
Lineage: Eukaryota; Fungi; Ascomycota; Eurotiomycetes; Eurotiales; Aspergillaceae
Exons: 2
Coding region: 1-1116 (371 amino acids)
Source: RefSeq, a predicted model, not a curated record
AUGUCGUCUUACGAAUCCUACAUAUUUGAGCCCAUUUACGGCGCAUACAACUGGGCAGAGUUCGAGGGAAAUCAGCCACUCCCCGAUGAGUACGUUCCUCCCUACAUGCGCAGCUCUACGGCGGACAAGAGAACUCUCCCUGCAAGAGACGUCCUCCGUAGAGCAUCCGAAUACGUGAACAACACCACCCCGUCCAUACCCACGGCCUUUGGGGGUAAUAUGCUUCGGAGAGCUGCCCAUCUGCGCACAGUUACUGUUGCCCAGGUCGAGGCUAAUAAGGAAAGUAAAAAGAAUAAGAAGAAGGAGGAGCCCAGAAAAGACGACCCCGUGGACAACCCUGUCCGGGCCGUAGCUGCCAUCUUUGCAGAUGGUCUGUAUCGGAGCAACUUCCCGGACGUCUACGUCAAAGCCCUCCAGCAUGCCAGCUCCUACCAACCCCCUAUCGAACCGUCGUCCUCCGACGCGGCCUUCAGAAAGCUCCUGGCCUUAACCUGGGGCAGUGGUUCUGAAACAGCUGUAUCAGACCGGAGCUUGGUCCAAGUUGGCGCCGGCGACUUCAGCUACACAUACACGCCCUACCGAGCCGGGAUCAACUUGCGCGCGCUGCCAGUUGUAUCACAAGAGCUGCCCGCCAGCGACGACCGCAGGCUGCGCAUGAACCUCUUCCGAUACGAACUCACCAAAAAGGUGGACGAAAUCCUCGAUCAAUACAGUCUCCCCAAAGAGAGGUAUGUCCAGCCCUGCGGCCGCAAACGCGCCCUGCACCUCAUGGAGCGCCCGAUUCCAACAAUCCUGAUCACAAUGAGGCUCGACGUGAACCCGCGGCCCAAGGCACUUGAGCUCGCCCUGCAUUUUAUAGUCAUCAUGGUGUCUGAAUAUUUCCUUCUGCACGACAUCUCUGUCGAGGUUAUCGACCCGCGACUUGAACAUCCAGCAGAGCACCCAGACCCCGAGCCAACCUUCUACCCACGAAGGCUCAGGGGCGACAGGACCGGCGCAAUGAUAGCACCGCCACUCGAGCUUGCCCUGAUCCUGAUGGCAUGGGAUUGGUAUCGCUGGGACCCGGAGACCUGGGAACUUACCUACGUUCCGGAAUUAAUGCGCCGGCCAAACUAG